Cucurbita maxima (winter squash) is the source of this 3757-nucleotide messenger RNA. RefSeq names its product splicing factor U2af large subunit A-like. Gene Ontology annotation, cellular component: U2-type prespliceosome; nuclear speck; U2AF complex. Lineage: Eukaryota; Viridiplantae; Streptophyta; Magnoliopsida; Cucurbitales; Cucurbitaceae. Bases 568 to 3300 code for a protein of 910 amino acids. Gene Ontology annotation, molecular function: poly-pyrimidine tract binding; pre-mRNA 3'-splice site binding. The transcript has 11 exons. The record is from RefSeq and is a predicted model, not a curated record.
UCCACGCGGCGGGUGAGUUGGGGAGGGAGAGAUCGUUCCACGACGGCGACUGCGCACUGAAAUUGCAGACAAAAAAACCCUCAAUUUUCUUUGCCCACACCAAUCCAAACCCUGAAUUUAGGUUUUUUCUCCUUCUCCUUCCCGCGCUCUCUUUCGAGAUUGCCUCAGAAGCUGCAACUGAGAUCUGUCCCUGCGCCAUCGCCGCUUUCGCAUUUCUACUUUCAUUCCCGCUUUCUAUUUAAGGAUAGUUAAGUAGGAAAAAAAUGGCGUAAUUCUUCUUUGAGUGGUCCAAGGACGCAUGGUUCAAUCUUUGGGUUGGGUUGUGUCUUCUAGUUGUCAACUUGAGUAAUGAGCGAUUACGAAGCGGGAAAAAUGAGAAGCUCGUUGUAAACCGUUGUCUUCAAGUAAAUUUUGUCUACAUUGUAGCUUGCGGGGAUUUUUGAAUGUGCAAGUACCUAGCACUGAGGCUUUCCACCUUGACCGCUUCUUGGUCUCCUGUACCUGGUCAUUGUGGACUUUGUUUGAGCAUUAAUUUUUUCAUUAUAUCCUCUGUUUAAGUGGGGGCCGAUGAGCACAUAUAGCUGCUCAAAACAAUACAGUAGAACCAGUGCUAAACAGUGCCUGUACAACUCUAAUGACGAAAGUGCAGCUCGGACUAGGCCAUUCAGCUUUGAAGAUAUUAUGCUUAGAAGGAAGAAUAAAGAGUCAGCUGCUACUGAUGGGGGUGACACAAGUAGCCAAUCAAGAAGGGAAAGCAUAGAUAAGCACAUUACUGCAAAUCGUGAAUCGGAAAGGCAUUUCCGUCACAGUAGAGGUUCUUCUCUUGAUGUGCAAAAUCUCCCAUUGGAGGAAUCAGCCAAGAUUAGCUCAAGAAGGAAAAAAGAGGAGACAUUGUUGAAGGACAAUAUGGUGAUCAGGAGUGACAGAAAUAACUAUGAAUCUGGAUUGACACUGAUAGGUAAGCUGAAGCAUGACACAAAUGGAAAGGAUAAAAGACAAAAGUAUGGCCAGGAAAACCUUGGUUGGGGAAAAAAUGAUGAGCGAUCAAGGAUUGACAUUGAAAAUGAAACUGGAAAGAGGCAUUCAAGAGAUGCAGCUGGCAAGGAUAGGCGUGAAAAUCGUGGUAAGGGGAAAUCUGAAAGAGAAAGUAAGAGAAAAUAUCAACAUGGUGAUGAUGACAGGAACAGAGACAGGCACAUAACAAAGAAACAUGAUCAUGGUAAACAUCAUGACCUAGAAAGUAAAGAGAGAAAGGAAGCUAAAAUAUCGUUAAGUUCACAUCAUGAAGAUUCUAGAUUGAAAAAAAGACGAAAAAGAAGCCUAGAUCGUCAAAGUAAACAUAAAAAAUCUGGUUCACUUUCUCCAAGGCCACCCAAGUCCUCAACUAAAUUAGCCAGGCAGAAGGAGUUGCCAUUAGAUUCUCAUGUAAAGAAGUCUGGAAGAUGGCAUUCUGAUAGUGAUAGAAUAGGGGAUUUCACCAACAGUUCCAGUAGCCAAUACAGGCGGCAUUCUGGGUUAACAAGAAGUGGGCUUGGUGGCUAUUCACCAAGAAAGAGAAGAACUGAAUCUGCUGUCAAGACUCCACCUGUUCGUUCACCAGAGAAGAAAAAUGAAGGGUUGGAUCUUCUUCCAGCUGAAAAGGUUGGAUUAUUUUCUGGUUCAGUUACUUCCAACUUUCAGCCGUCAAAUCCUACAGUUUCCUCAGGCAUUAGUAAUGAUCCAUCUGGUGGUGCUCUCUUUUCUCUAACCACGGGGAAAUCUUUAUCAGGGAUUUCUUCAAAUAAUCUAGCAACGAAGACAAAUGCUUCUUUUGAUUCAAUUCAGCUGACACAGGCAACCCGGCCAAUGAGGAGGCUUUAUAUUGAAAACUUACCACAUUCUCCAUCUGAGAAAGCAAUCAUUGAUUGCCUGAAUGGUUUUCUUACAUCUUCAGGUGUUAAUCACAUUGAAGGAACCCAGCCAUGUAUUAGUUGUAUUAUACACAAAGAUAGGGGGCAAGCUCUUGUUGAAUUUCUUACGCCUGAGGAUGCUUCAGCAGCACUUUCAUUUGAUGGAAGUGACUUCUCUGGUUCCAUUCUAAGGAUUCGGCGACCAAAGGAUUAUGUCGAGCUUGUAACUGGUGACCUGGAUAAGUCGGUGGCAGUAGUAAAUAAAAUCAAUGAUGUUGUUGAGGACUCACCAAAUAAGAUUAUUAUUGCUGGGAUCUCUAAUAGAAUAUCAUCUGAAAUGCUUAAGAAUAUUGUUGCUGCAUUUGGACCUUUGAAGGCCUAUCACUUUGAAAUCAACAACGAUCUUAAUGAACCUUGCGCCUUUUUGGAGUAUGUUGACCAAUCAGUUAUGCCCAAAGCUUGUGCUGGUCUAAAUGGUAUGAAGAUUGGAGGGGAAGUACUAAAAGUGUUUCCAGCUGUUCCCAUUGCAUCGUUGGAACGUAAUGGAUGUCAACCGUGUUAUGGGAUUCCAGAGCAUGUAAAACCUCUUCUUCAACAGCCAACAGUGGUGUUGAAAGUUAAUGUGUUUAAUGCAGAUGUUCUCCCUUUACUAUCUGAGUCAGAUAUCAACGAAGUUCUUGAAGACAUUCGGUUUGAAUGUGCCAGGUUUGGGACGGUUAAAUCCAUGAAUGUUGCAAAGCCAUGCACUAGCUGUGUCAGUGCUGAAGAAGAAUACCAGAGUAUUUGUGAUAUCACUGAUGUGGAGAUCAAACAUGAGAUUCAGGAAAUCAGCACAAUUGUGAUUUCAAGAAAUGAUACUGAUCAUGAUGAUAAUUGCCUCGAUUAUACUUAUCAGGAGCAAGGUAAUUACCCUCACAAUGGUAGACAUAAAAACGAAGUUGUGGAGGACAAAUUGUGUCAUAUGGGUAUCAAGGAUGCUACAUGUUUCGAAGACGUAGUUUGUAAGAGUGCAUUGGAAACAAUCCCUCGAGGAUGCUGUGACAAGCAGAGCAGCCCAGGAAAUGAACUUCAUGGUGUAAAAGUUGCCAAAAUAAUUGAAACUGGCUCAGAUGAGAAACCAGUGCUUCUAGGUGAUUCAAGUACGGUGGUGGCUGAUGAUGAGAAGAAAGUUCUACAUGGAAUGGAUCCCAUGGUGAGAACAGAUUCUGACACAUCUGAGAAGAGAGAAAAGAAGGAACGUAAUAACAAUCUGGAGAGUUCAUUUGCGGUGGGGAGCGUUUUUGUUGAGUUUGGUAGAUUGGAAGCCUCAUGUAUGGCUGCGCACUCUUUGCAUGGAAGGAUUUAUGAUGGACAAGAGAUUAGCGUCGAGUACAUUCCUCAUGAUCUCUAUCAUAAGAGGUUUCCUAAAUGACCACAGUUGAAUACUCAUUGUUGUGAUUUAACUUUUCGCUGUGAAGGCUCUUUGAUUACUGAAGAAGGCAUUUGUUAAUGGCUCAUUUUAGGCCAGCCUCAAUAUUUUUUUGAUCAUUUGGCUCGGAAUCUGAAGCAAGCUAUAUGGCGAAACAAGUCGUUUCUCUGAGUACGCUGAAACGAAAAUUCUGGGAGAAUACAAUUCCCCGAGCUCGACGCCUUUUAACCAGUCUUUAUGCAUUACUGAUAUAUUUUCUCUGCAUGCUUAACAGGUGCAAGGAACUAGAUUAUGGACAUGAAAGUUUAAGGGUGUGGAUAUGGGUAUGGAUAUCUUUUAAACAUUACUUCCAUAUCUGUUACUCUGUGUAACGGCAUUCUCGUGUUCUGAUCUUUGUUGUUGAUCUCUCCCUAACAGUUGAGUUAGUUACUUUAAUACAAGAGAUCAUUAUUUAUCACCA